CAACACCUAACAGUCGUGGAAGUGGAAGUAAACACUCAAAACAUCAUAAUGAACGUGAUACUUGCCGUAAAGCAGUAUAUCAGUAAGAUGAUUGACGAAAGUGGCCCAGGAAUGAAAGUCCUACUAAUGGACAAAGAGACCACCAGUAUUGUGAGUAUGGUGUAUGCCCAGUCAGAAAUUCUACAAAAGGAGGUUUACUUGUUUGAGAGGAUAGACUCUGCAAGAGAGACCAUGAAGCAUCUAAAGUGUAUAUGCUUCCUCAGACCAACGAGAGAUAAUGUAGAAUUUCUAGCACAGGAACUUAGAUUGCCUAAAUACGGUCUUUAUUAUAUAUAUUUCAGCAAUGUGAUCAGUAAACAGGAUGUGAAAGUUCUGGCAGAGGCGGAUGAUCAGGAAGUAGUACGGGAAGUCCAGGAGUUUUUUGGUGAUUUCAUAGCUGUUAAUCCACAUCUCUUUACAAUGAACAUUCUUGGCUGUAGUCAGGCCCUUAAUUGGUCCCCUACAGCCCUCACUAGGACCACCCAGGGGUUGACAUCUGUGUUGUUGUCCCUGAAGAAAUGUCCUAUGAUUCGUUACCAGAACUCCUCUGAAAUGGCCCGCAGAUUGGCAGAGAACAUUAGGAGUACAAUUAGCAAGGAGGCAGCAUUAUUUGAGUUCAGGAAGACUGAUGUAGCUCCUGUGUUACUGAUCCUAGACAGACGUGACGACCCCGUCACUCCCUUACUUAAUCAGUGGACAUAUCAAGCUAUGGUCCAUGAGUUAUUGGGUAUCAACAAUAACCGAAUCAACCUGUCACACAUACCAGGCGUCACCAAAGAUUUACAGGAAGUCGUCCUCUCUGCUGAACACGAUGAAUUUUAUGCAAAUAAUAUGUACAAUAAUUUUGGAGAAAUAGGAACAAACAUCAAAGACUUGAUGGAAGAAUUCCAGAAAAAAUCCAAAAGUCAAGCCAAGGUGGAAUCUAUAGCUGACAUGAAGGCUUUUAUAGAAACGUACCCCCAGUUCAAAAAGAUGUCUGGUGCUGUAGCUAAACACGUGACGGUGGUGGGGGAGUUGUCCCGACUCGUCAGUAAGAUCAAUCUACUAGAGGUGUCCGAAACAGAGCAGGAACUGGCAUGUCAGGGAGACCACUCCGCUUGUCUACAGAAAAUCAAGGGUUUACUUAGUGGAGACAAGACACCACAACUAGAUAUGUUACGUCUCGUGAUGUUGUAUGCCCUGCGCUACGAGAGUCACAGUAACAAUGACGUCUCAGGUUUGGUGGAAGUCCUACGCAGGAAAGGUCUCAGCGAAAAACACAGAAUGAUGGUUCAUGCAGUAUUACAGUAUGGUGGACGGAAAGCUCGUGGCAGUGAUUUGUUUGGUAAUCAGGACCCAGUCGCCAUUACCAAGAGGUUCCUUAAAGGUUUAAAGGGAGUGGAGAAUGUUUACACACAACAUAAACCCCUAAUGUACAGUAUCAUUGACCAGCUUAUCAAGGGCAAGCUCAAGGAGGGUGCCUAUCCUUAUUUGGGCACAGGUCAAUUAAGAGAUAAGCCCCAGGAUAUUGUAGUAUUUAUGAUAGGUGGCGCUACAUAUGAAGAGGCACUGGCAGUCCAUACCCUGAACAGAUCAAGCCCUGGGGUGAGGAUUGUUCUAGGAGGAACCACAGUACACAACUUUAAAAGCUUUUUAGAUGAAAUAGCACAAGCUGUCGGAGGCCAGCCAUCGAGUCGAUCAGAAGGAAGGUCGAGGCAGUGGUGAUCAAGUGAUGUCCUUAUUAGAUGUUGAUCAGAACGAAGGUUGAACAGUGGUGAUCCUGUCAUUUCCUCAUCGUUAUGAAAUGUCAGUUCGUAGGAAUGUGGAAACACUGGUGAUAGAUUACCGGUUAUGUGAUUUCCUUUAAAAAAGAAAUCUUUUCAACAAGUACAUUUUGUUAUGAGAUACAUGUCAGUCCUUGAUAUGUAUUAUAUUCCUAGUCAGAAGGUAAUCUGUAUCAUUUGAGAGGCCUGAGAGAUUCAUACACUUUACAUUGAUAGGGAUACGCCUAUGUGAAGUCUUUGAAACUUCUACACAGGAUGAAAUGAUUGAAUAUAAAGAGAAUCACAAGGAAACAUUAUUCCAUUAUUAUUUCACAAAUCUAAAAGACUAACAUACCACUCUCUGGUAUUUAACUGUGUACUGGGGCACUUUUUUAUCAUGCUUAACAGUGGUUUGACCAGAUGUUCAUUUGUUUUUUUUAGAGGUAGUUUAAACUGAUGUUUUGAUAUAUCAACAAUAUUUCCUUGUAUGGCACCAAUCGUAGAGUCCAGCAGGCUUUGAAAUUUUGAAUUUAAAAUUCAAUUAUCCAGUAAUUUCUCAUAAAAAGGUCUAGGUGUGGAAUUGUACUGUAGUUUACAGCUUUCAUCCAGGUACCUAGACAUACAUCAAGGGAGACAACUGACUAGGGUCAUAUGGAAUGUUUUUGGAGGUAAAUGACGGUUGUUAAGAUUGCUGUUGUCAUCUUGUGUUGUUCAAUAGGACCAUGAAUGGGUUGCUAUAGUAAUAUGAUGUUUCUAUCGUCAGAGGUCAGUGGCUAUUUAAUGCCUGUUACAUCUGUCACCUUCUUAUAAUAUACCUACAGAUGAUAAUUUGAGGUCUCAUGGCUCAUUGGUGUUAGACUUUGUUAAUGGGAGUAUUGUAGAGGAAUUGACCUUGGUUGCUAUAGUAACUGGGUAACUCAGUGUCUCAUUGGUGUUAGACCGUGUUUAGGGGAGUAUUGUAGAGGAACUGACCUUGGUUGCUAUAGUAACUGGGUAACAGUUGGUUAGUGUGGCACAUUGGUGUUAGACUUUGUUUAGGGGAGUAUUGUAGAGGAACUGACCUUGGUUGCUAUAGUAACUGGGUAACAGUUGGUUAGUGUGGCACAUUGGUGUUAGACUUUGUUUAGGGGAGUAUUGUAGAGGAACUGACCUUGGUUGAUAUAGUAACUGGGUUACUCAGUUGGUUAGUGUGGCACAUUGGUGUUAGACUUUAUUUAGGGGAGUAUUGUUAAGGUUAGAGGCAUUUUUAUAUGGAUCUGCAUUUUCCCUUUCCUGUUAAAUUAUUAAUAUCAUAACAUAUUUUAGUUAUACAGGUAAAUUUGAUUUCUUUUAAACUUUCACAAACAGUUAUAUGUUUUGUUUAUUAUAUUCAAUUUGAAGGAUCCAAACAAAAAAAGUACUAAUACACUUGUCACUAUAUACAGCUAUAUAUUGGAC
Pecten maximus is the source of this 3218-nucleotide messenger RNA. RefSeq names its product vacuolar protein sorting-associated protein 45-like. The record is from RefSeq and is a predicted model, not a curated record. NCBI's taxonomy places the organism in Eukaryota, Metazoa, Mollusca, Bivalvia, Pectinida, Pectinidae. Gene Ontology annotation, cellular component: Golgi membrane. Gene Ontology annotation, biological process: intracellular protein transport; vesicle-mediated transport.